AUUGUUGGUACUAGGGUUUGGUCGAUAGUUCCGAAGAAAUGGCCGAUAGUGAAUCGAGGCGAUUUUCGCCAUGUUUUGCAGAAGAACUACUUGACUGGCAGAGGGGACUGCCCCGCAGGUUCUUGUUUGGUCAGGUUGUCUGGGAUGACGACGCUUUCAUCCCCGAAGGCGCUUCGGAGAAGCACAGGGUUAUAUUUCGCAGAAUUUAUAGGAAAUACUUCCUUCAGAUUUUUGCUUCGGAUGGUUUCGACAUUGACAUCUAUCCGGGUAAAGCCAAGGCAGCUAUGUUUAUACCAUACCUGGAUUUUGAGAAAGAAACUGACUUGCUGAUGGAACUGGCUAACCAUGCUAUUCAGGAUUACAACUGUAAAGAAACCAAUGUUUACAAGUACGAGGUCUUGUAUGUUGAAAAAGUGAACUUUAUUUUGGCCGAAUGCCGUGAAUUUUUUAUGACUGUUAAAGUUAAAAAUGUCACUCUACGUUCACCUAAAGAAACUUUUCAAAUCCAUGCAUAUAAAGGACCAGAUGGGGAGAAUAUUGUCCGCCUUUGCCGGAGAAAAUUGCUGGUUUGACGUAUACAGAUUUUGAAUGAAUCUUAGUGCUGUUUGCUUA
This is a messenger RNA of Nicotiana tabacum (common tobacco), 612 nucleotides long. RefSeq lists its product as uncharacterized. The record is from RefSeq and is a predicted model, not a curated record. Lineage: Eukaryota; Viridiplantae; Streptophyta; Magnoliopsida; Solanales; Solanaceae.